This is a messenger RNA of Candidozyma pseudohaemuli, 2514 nucleotides long. RefSeq lists its product as uncharacterized. The transcript is spliced from 3 exons. The record is from RefSeq and is a predicted model, not a curated record. The coding region runs from base 1 to 2514 and encodes 837 amino acids. Lineage: Eukaryota; Fungi; Ascomycota; Pichiomycetes; Serinales; Metschnikowiaceae.
AUGCCCCCACCCACGUCGCCAGAGAAUAACGAGCCCCAAAGAGGACUCACGCUUCCUGGUCUAUUUGAGGGUAUCCGCAACAACUCGAACCUACGCCACCUCUUAUCCCGGGACUUCUUUGCCCGUAUGAACGAGGUUCUGGCCAAUCUUUUGAAUCGAUACACUGACGAACAAAACCGCCAAAACCUGACCCUGACUGCUCCUGAUCAGUCUCCACAAUCUAGCCGCCUGUCUGUUCAGCUCCUGCCUGACUACUAUAGACAAGCGGACCAAAGUCACAUUCGAACCACGGCACUCCCUGCCGAGAUCCGUAACUUAGCAUCCCCCGUGCGUUUCUUGGUGAUACCCGACUUGGAAAGCGACAUGGAUUUGGAUAUUGAUCUAGACGAAAGCCCCAGGGCCGCAUCUUCCAAUGUUGGAUCUAGAGACGGCAUGAGUGCUUCUCACCCUGAGUCUUCAGCUCCUCCGUUCCAUUUGUUCCUAGGCUCUUCAACGCGUGAUGAUAAUGGAAGCACAUCCAGCUGGAGCUCCGAUAAUGACGCAGAGUUUGAGGAACCUUCUGAUCAGGAGAUUGACGAUGAGGCCCAGGAGGAUUUUGACGAGGAUAGCAUCAGCGACGAUGCAAGCAUUGAUGAAGAAUAUGCACGUAAUCCCGAAGAAGCUAGAAUGGAGGCACAUUCGAAUCUCUUGGAUAGCAUGCAGCUGGCUCAACGUCUACUUCUUUCUUCGGCACGCCAAAACCCCACAAACCGUAAUACCCUUAUUAUUGCUCCAGAGUCAAAUCGAAUCACUGGUGGUGUUCCUUUAAGGCGUCAGAACGCUAUCAGAGUGAAGCGCCGAGAGGAAACCUCCCCACAGAAAUCGUCGGAGGAGGUCGCAAAAGCGUAUCACGAAGAGUUUCAGGAUGCGAUCUCCAAAAUUAAAGCUUCCUCCCAUUUCCCUGGAAAGUCUCCUAUCUUUAGCUCCGGCUCACUUUCUUCUGGUAAGAAAUCGCCUCCUUUGCUAAGACGCUGGGGAACCCUACGCCAUCUGUCACGCAAAUCGAGUCUAGAUUCUCAUAUGGACAGAUUCCUCAGCCAACGAAGAGCUGGGAAACUAUGGCCGGAGCCCUCAACCCCCGAUUAUGAGCAGCUUUUAAAGCGCCAUCAUCGCCUCGAUACGAGCAUACGCUUCCAGCGUUAUGCUGACCCAAAUGCCUCUGAAGCUACAACUAAAGUCAAAAAGCUUCGUAAACGUUCUAGCUUGAAAAGGAAGCUUGAGUCUGAUGAGUCAAACAUCAAAAAGAGAAGGAAGACCAGGUCUGGCAAGGAUCAGCUCCUUCAGUACGAUGUCUUUGGUGACAAGAUUGAUGAGAAUCAACUCCUGAAUGAUGAGAAAUAUAGAAUCCUCAGUGGGUUGGAUUGCUCCUUCUUGACCAGUGGGUCUAGCUUUUCGCUCGGCCCUCUCAUAGACUGCCAUUCGAAACGCAAUACCGAUGUGCUAGACUUGAACUUCACGCACGUUGAUAACGAAAAGAAAACUAUGCAUGGGUAUUUCAAUAUCAGCAACGAUGGCUCUGAUGUGAAUGAUUUCCACCUCCUUUCCAACUUUAUAUCUUACCUUUGCGGUGGAAUCCGUUCUCAGUAUUUGUUGAACUGCACCAACAAGGUGAUUCAAUCUAAAGCAUCGCUUUUGAAUGAUGCGUUCAUGUUGGGUCUUUCAAAUUCCGGAAUGAAAAAAGAGAAGAUUUCGGAGUCGAUUCAAAAGUCGUUGAAUGUGCCAUUCUAUGGUAACAUCGUCGAUUUCGACAAGGGCGACCUCCGAUUUCUAGACCAGACAAAAAUGAAAUCUCACAAAUCAAGUGUUAGUCAGUCCUUCCACCAUUCAAGAGUAAGAAAUGAGCAAGUCAAAUUGCAACUUCUCGAGUGGUUACGCAUAAGACCGUUUAGCAACUUCGGUGAAACAUUCUUUUUGAACUAUCUUCAUUUCAUUGAAAGGCGCCUACGGGAUUUUGACAGAUACACAAGGCAUGAGCAAGAACUCACGCUAGAGUUCACUCAUCAGUUUAAGGAGCUGAUCUACGAGGUUUCAAGAGGAUAUGAAUUUGUGACCGAUGAAAUUCCAAUGUACAGAGAUAAGUUCCAGAAGGCAAUGUGGGAUAUCACUGAAAGGUUCGAACACGAGCCCCGUUGUGACCUUCCCAAAUCAUUCUUUCUACUCGAAUGGGAGUCGAAACUUUGUGAGAAGCUCUGUGAGCAUAUCACGCAUGAAGACUCGUGUCUCUUUAAUGUUCAAUUGAACUAUGCACUUUUUGUCAUACGGGUCGACGUUUCGAAGACAUUGGAUCAAGUAUUCCACCGUUUCCUCGAGAAUGUCGAUGAAUCAAACAAGGCUGGCCUUAUGAAAAGAUAUGAAAAACUCAACAGAGAGUCCCUCCCUGCUGAAGCCAAAGAAGCUGUUUUUGUAUGUUCUGUGAACAGAAAGACAGGCCGUUUGGAGAUGCAAAACACAAGGCUGUACCUCGACUAUAAAUAG